AUGUCGCAGUCCUUGGAGCGCACGUCAUCUCUCUCCUCCAACCACCACGCCGCUGCCGCACCCGACUCUCACAGGGACACCGAUGCCUCCUCAGCCCACCCCCUCUCCCCGCUGGCAGCAGCAGCAGCGGCGUCACCCCCGGACAUGGUGACGUUGGUGCGGGCGGUGGCGCACGGGGGGGAGGCGGAUCGCAUGGAGGCAGUGGCGGCCAUCAGGGCGCUCGUCAAGGGCAGCCGCGACAACAAGGCUCGCCUCAUUGCCGCGGGGGGAGUGCCGGCACUCGUGCGUGUGCUGCGCCAUGCCCACCCCGCCAUCAAGGAGCAUGCGGUUACCGCCAUCCUGAACCUCUCCCUCGUGCCCGGUGCACCCGCCAUCAUCGCCUCAGUGGGGGGGAUAGACGCCGUGGCGGGUGUGCUGCAGUCAGGGUCACAGGUGGCACGGGAGAACGCCGCAGCAGCGCUCUUCGCCCUCUCAGUGGAUGACGGCAACCAGUGUCUGGUGCGGCGCGCAGGGGCGGUACUGCCGCUGGUGGACGUGCUGCGGUCGGGCAGCACGCGCGGGCGCAAGGACGCGGCUCUGGUGCUCUUCAACCUGUCGCGCGACCAGCGCAGCCGCGCUGAGAUCGUGGCGGCGGGCGCGGUGGGCGUGCUGGUGGGCAUGCUGGGCAGCGAGGAGGGCGGGCUGGAGGAGAAGGCCAUGGCCGUGCUCGCCAACCUCUGCCGCAUGCCCGAGGGGUGCGAUGAUGUGCUCGACCUGCCCGGGGCCAUACCGACGCUGGUGCGUGUGGUGGCGCACGGGUCACAGCGUGCCAAGGAGGACGCGGUGAUGACGCUGCUGAUGCUGGCGAAUAGCGAGCCGGCGAGCUGCCAUGCCAUGCUGGCGGAGAGCAUGGUGCCGGCGCUGCAGCAGGUGGCGCAGACGGGGUCGCAGCGGUCAAAAGGCAAGGCCAGGGCGCUGCUGGACCUGCUCAGGAGCCAGGCGCAGAGGGGGCGAGGGGGCGCAGACAGGUGA
This is a messenger RNA of Closterium sp. Yama58-4, 1011 nucleotides long. The record is from the annotation of a GenBank genome assembly. Lineage: Eukaryota; Viridiplantae; Streptophyta; Zygnematophyceae; Desmidiales; Closteriaceae.